Messenger RNA from Lathyrus oleraceus (garden pea), 1271 nucleotides. RefSeq names its product GRF1-interacting factor 1. The coding region runs from base 336 to 1037 and encodes 233 amino acids. The transcript has 4 exons. Lineage: Eukaryota; Viridiplantae; Streptophyta; Magnoliopsida; Fabales; Fabaceae. The record is from RefSeq and is a predicted model, not a curated record.
GUGAGAAGAAAGGGUCAAAACAAACCAAGGCCCCAACCCCAAUGCACUCUCUCUCUCUCUAGUCACACUCUUUCAAAUAUCUUGUUCUCGUGUGUGGUAGCAUCAUUUCAAUAGCAACAAGAGAAAGUGAACCCAAAAGCCUUUUGUUCUUUGAUUCUUUCUCUUUACAUACACUUGCACUCUUCUGUUUCCUUCUUUCCUAUUCUCUGCUCUGAACUUGUUCACCUUUGUUUUUAUUCUUCUCAGAUAGAGAACCAUCACCCCAUUAUUAAUAUAAUAAAAAUAAUACUAAUAAUCUUCUAUAUAGUUGCUUACUGGUUGAGAAGUAAGGUAAAAUGCAGCAGCACCUGAUGCAGAUGCAGCCUAUGAUGGCAGCUUACUAUCCAAACAACGUCACCACUGAUCACAUUCAACAGUACUUGGAUGAGAACAAGUCCUUGAUUUUGAAGAUUGUGGAGAGUCAGAAUUCUGGCAAACUCGGCGAGUGUGCAGAGAACCAAGCAAGGCUACAGAGAAAUCUCAUGUACUUGGCUGCAAUAGCUGAUUCACAACCUCAACCACAAACCAUGCCUGGUCAGCAGUAUCCUGGUGGUGGUGGAAUGAUGCAGGGUCAACAGCAGGGAGGAGGAGGAGGAGGAGCACACUACAUGCAGCAGGCUCAGCAGAUGACACAACAACAACUAAUGGCUGCGCGUUCCUCGCUUCUAUACGCGCAGCAGCAGCAGCAGCCUUACGCGGCACUUCAACAGCACCAGCUCGGCAGCGGUGGAAGUUCAGGAGGACUUCACAUGUUGCAAAGUGAAGCAUGUAGUAAUAUGAAUGUGGGAGGAAGUAGUAGCUCUGGUGGAGGAGUAGGAGGGUUUCCCGACUUCAUUCGCGGUGGAGGAGGUGAUGGUUUGCAUAGGAGUCUUAUGGGAGGUGGUAGCAAGCAGAGUGAGAUUGGGAUGGGUUCUUCAUCUGAUCAAGGCCGAGGCGGCGGCGGCGGCGGUGAUGGUGGCGAAAACCUUUACCUCAAAUCUUCUGACGAUGGAAACUAGUCCUAGUCCUGAAUCAACUAGCUAUAUCUAGAUCCAUUUUGGUUUAGUUAAUUAUGAAGUUUAGCUUUUAUGAUUAAGUUAGUUAGCUAGGAGAAUUAGUAGUGAAUUAUGAUGAAUUAGCUAGCAAGGUAGGUGAAAAACUUAAAUGGAUAAUCUUUCUUGUGCUUAUUCCAGGCAAACUAUUUUCUGAGAUUUGAAUUACUUGCAUUGAAUGAAUGUUAGCUUUUGCUUGCU